Molecule: messenger RNA, 1345 nt
Organism: Pseudomassariella vexata
Lineage: Eukaryota; Fungi; Ascomycota; Sordariomycetes; Amphisphaeriales; Pseudomassariaceae
Exons: 1
Coding region: 149-1192 (347 amino acids)
Source: RefSeq, a predicted model, not a curated record
CCUUGUGCAACCACUGUGAUUCGUCUAGGUCUAGGCAGCUGCGCCCGCAUUCACCUUCCCAACAAUCUUCCACUUCACAAUUGGAUUCCUCCUUAUCCUCUUCGGAGUCUCUUACUAUUUCAGACCUAAGCCUCAACCAACAUCAUACAUGCCACUCAUCAUCAACCGUGCUGGAGGCAACAUGAUCCCCAACAGACGCAUGCCACUUACUCCCCGUGCUGCCGGGGACAAAGAGACCCCAUAUGAUCCUUACACCGAUUCUUUUGAGACGAGACCUGACGAUGUCUAUCAAGCAAAGCAGAUUCUGAUGAAGGCAGGCAAUCUGCCUAUCGAACUGGCCGACAUCAUUCUCGACGUCGCCGAGUAUUGGGUCUGCACGGCGACGACAGCCGAUUACACGAACCUACCGCAAAGACGCCUGGCCCUACAAGGUAGAAGAAAUGAUGAGAACAAAUUCUUGCUGCGCACAAUGCCACUCGGGCUUACUGGCUGGUCAUCUUCAGACCAUGAGAAGUGGAGGAACCAGGCCAUGCCUAAAGAGCUUCGAGCGGAGUGGAGCAUUGACACACUACGACAUUUCGCUGAUGAUCCUAAACCAACCCUGGAGCAUCCGUGUCGCAAGAUCGAAUUCAACAUCGUGAGUCACGAUCAAGGCUGGGGAGGUAUAAAGGCUGAUCAUGGGACCUUCCAUGGUUCCUGGACCUGGUUCGAAGCUGGCAUCGAGCGGUUUGACGCCAAUGCUGAAUGCGCCGGCGACUGUCUCGACUGUCAACAAAGCUCGGAAAAAGGCGUCGACCUUCCUACCUGUUCCAUUCGUCCAGUAUGGCCAAGAAUCAUCAAAGACAGCCAAGUCACUGUGCCCAUGAACAACGCAAAUGGCAAUGCCGGGGAUGAGGAUUCGGGUCCUAUCACAAGAUAUCAUCACGAACUUCAUCCAACAGCAGACCACAAGAUUCAGUGCAACAAAGUUGCCACGCACGAUGUCCAACAUCACCAUGUGGAGUGGCGGUUCGAUGACGAUCUUUCCCCUGAAGAAUUGGUGCAAGUCGGUCGCGGCAGUGGGACUGGCGAUGGCAAGUUUGUAAGAAGCCUAAAGUUGGGAGACAUUGUCACAAUCUGGGGCCAUGCUCGAUUUAGUGGAUGGUGCAAUCACAUCGAGAAGGUUGAAGUCAAGACGUACUGGGCUAUAUAAAUCAAAGACAAAAUAUAGCGUCGUGGCGUCCAGGCGAACUUGGUACUAGCAUUAUGAGAUAUUAAAUAAGGAAGUAUACGAUUUUGAUAUAUUAUUCAUGACCGCCUUGGUACGCGUACGGGUUCAGAGUUACCUUUUAAUGUCCUAGAUCUC